UAAUAAUAGUUUACCUGAAAAUAAAUUAUCAUUUGAUACUUCUUACGAUACAUUAUCUACAUCUUCAAAAUCAUCAUCUAAUUUUUUACAAAAAACUGUUACACGAUCAACAUCAUAUGGUCCACUUGAUAAUUACAUU
Molecule: messenger RNA, 139 nt
Organism: Funneliformis geosporum
Lineage: Eukaryota; Fungi; Glomeromycota; Glomeromycetes; Glomerales; Glomeraceae
Source: the annotation of a GenBank genome assembly